GACCUAAAACGGGGUUGCCCUAAAAUCCACGGCUUCCCCUCUUGAUACCUCGCCACGCCGUUGCGUAGAGCUCUCGGAGGAUCAGUCGGUCACAGUUAGCAGCAAGCAACAGACGCCACCCGGAAUUUUCAACAUGCCAGGACGUCCAUUGUGGCAGGUUGCAGGAAAGCGCGAACCCGAGCAGGAAGCUCAGGCUCAGGCAUGGAUCGAGGCCGUCGUGGGCGAGCGCUUCCCACCCGGAACGCCGUUUGAGGAAGUCCUGAGAAAUGGCGUCAUCCUCUGCAAACUGAUGAACAAGCUGCAGCCCGGCCUCAUCUCCAAAAUAAACACUUCCGGCGGCGACUACAAGAUGAUGGACAACCUCAGCCAGGAACAACUUCGAGCCGGCGAGACGAUGAUCGGACUCCAGGCCGGUUCAAACAGAGGCGCCACCCAGGCUGGACAGAGUUUCGGCGCCACCAGGAAGAUUCUACUGGGCAAAUAAAAAAAGUCGUGUACAGUAAACAUUAAAGAAUAAAUUGCAUUUAGAAUACUCAGAAGAGAACGGGUCGUAAGCUACGCGUCUCUUCAGAAAACGAGUGACUAACUUCUACCCGGCUGUAUUUUCAUUAUUAGCUUUCUAAAGUACAUAUUAUAGCAUAGGCCAAAAUUAAUCAGUAUUUAGCUCUUUUGAUGAUGCCAUAAACAAUUUUCAUAUUUAAAUGUUUAUCAGCUGCUUCGCUUUGACUCCAGAGUGGAAUGUAAAAUGUUAGGUCCUCAAAAUAAAUUAAUCCGGGCCUCUUCAAUGUUAAAAAUAUUAUCAAUAUUAAAGCCCAAUGGUAUAUGGUAUAUGUGUGCCAACUGCUUUAACAUUUAAUUCUGUAUUUUGUAUAAUUCUCAUAAUAAACAGCAUUAAUCACUUGAUC
Messenger RNA from Zootermopsis nevadensis, 905 nucleotides. The record is from RefSeq and is a predicted model, not a curated record. Lineage: Eukaryota; Metazoa; Arthropoda; Insecta; Blattodea; Termopsidae.